AUGGCGACAAGCACACGUUCCAAGAAAAGCAAUGGCCGUUCCACUCGGGCUUCUAAGGCUUCUAAGGCUUCGGCUGUUCCCAUUCAACGUCAAACUAAAUCAAGCAAAAAAAAUAAGAAGAACAAUCAUGUUAUUUCAGAUGAUGACGGUGAUUCUCAAGCCAACCAGGAUGAAUCGAACAAAGUGGGUUCAGCUGACCACAGUGACCGCGAGUAUGAGUUACCACCUCCAAUUACCCGCCACGCCACCAACACCACCAAUCGUUCAAACCAAGGUCCUGCUGAGCACAUCACUAGCACUGACCCCAAGUCCGUGACCAAAGACAAGCAGAUUUUUCGGUCCCGCUUCCCUGGUUUGGAAUUAGAUACUUUUGAAGAUCAUAUUGAUGAAUGGACCACGGUAGGACUUCGAGAGGCCAUAGCUAAACAGGGGUCUACUACGAGUCGACCUCAUUCCAACAUCAGGGCAUUAGUGAAGAGUAUCAGGUUAGAAUAUGAAAAACGCAUGUUAAUGGCGGCAUUAAUGGGAGCAAUCCCCGAAGCGGUGGUUUGGAACAUCGUAGGCGAAGGUGGCAAAAAGGGUAACAUCAACCCUUGGAUACGGUAUCUAUGUUUCUGUCAUCUUGCUUUGGACGAAAAGUGUAUGUACAUGCCAGCUCGAGGUGAUAAAGACGGUUGGACCACUCGAAAUCAGAAGGUCGCUGAUCAAUGGAGGAAACUCAGUGAAGACGAGAAGACAAUCUUUUGA
Messenger RNA from Melampsora larici-populina 98AG31, 747 nucleotides. RefSeq lists its product as uncharacterized. NCBI's taxonomy places the organism in Eukaryota, Fungi, Basidiomycota, Pucciniomycetes, Pucciniales, Melampsoraceae. The coding region runs from base 1 to 747 and encodes 248 amino acids. The record is from RefSeq and is a predicted model, not a curated record. The transcript has 3 exons.